GGCUACGUAGCGACGCGACAAGAAGGGAGGGAAAGGUGAGAAAAGAAAGGGAUGCCGGUGGAGAUUGAGGUCAACUCCUCCGUCCUCGACGACGAUUUCAUCGGCCACCGCCUCGGCCUCAUUCCCCUCACCAGCGACGACGCCAUGCCCGUGCGCUUCUCCCGGGACUGCGACGCCUGCGACGGCGAUGGCUUCUGCGAGUUCUGCUCCGUCGAGUUCUUCCUCAGCGUCCGCUCCGACUCGGACCACACCCUCGACGUCACCAGUGCCGACCUCCACACAACCAACCCCCGCGUCUGCCCCGUCGACGCCCCCGCCAAGGCCCCGUCGUCCGCCGAGCAGAACUUUGUUACUAGCGGUGUAAUCAUUGUGAAGUUGCGUCAUGGACAAGAGCUGAAACUUAGGGCAGUUGCUAGAAAAGGGAUUGGUAAGGAUCAUGCCGAGCGAUCACCUGCUGCAACUGUUACAUUUAUGUAUGAACCUCAAAGACACAAACAAAGAUCUGAUGGAAGAAUUGACACUCGAAGAGAAGAGAAGUUGGGCCGCGAGCAGCCCUACAAAAGUCUUUGUCAUCGAUCCGAAUACUCAACAAGUGGUGAUAUAUUGAUCCUGAGGCACAAGAAAGCAGAGGCGAUGGGGAAACCGGGGCUUGUCGAGAUCUAUGCCAAAGAAGAAUCGACAGGUGCUCGACGAUGCCCCGAAGCAGAAGAAGCCUCUGCUUGGGAAUGUAUGAUUCCGGCUAGUGGGUCUCGAUACAUUUCCUCGGACAUGCAUGCAAGUGUUGUAUUGUCCUAAAUCAGUGAGCUGCAUUAGGUGACGCAUCUCGCCUCUGUCAACUUAAUGAGCCACCCGGUCAACGCGGAUCGGAACACUUGUCGAGGCACAUUAAUACCCUGUUCAGGCUCGAUCUCUCACGCCACGCCAACGGUAAUGUCAGACACUAUCAGAAGUACAAUCAUAGUACGAUCAUGCUCCCUACGGGCAGGCACAUCAUGCAACGGUAAUUCUUACUAUAAAAAGCCUUACGCUUUGAGGGAAAAGGAAGACGAACCAAAAGAAACCCCCUUCACCUUAUACUAACUUGAUCGUCGGAGGGGUCGGGCCGAGCUCCCCGACCCGACCUUUGUGCAGGUGCGAAGGUCGAGGUAUCCCGCUAAACGCCCAGGUGAGGAGCUCCUUUCCGGAGGAAACGACGACCCCGUCCCGAUCGGACCAUCGUAAUCGACCAGCUCAGUAGUCUCGAGAAACGUCCCAAGGAGAUUCUCCAUCAUCCGGACCCGAACCAGCCAUGUCGACCCCAAGGCCACGGCUCCAGGUUGUUUCCCACAACAACAGAACAAGAUCAUCGACUCCCGUCAUUCUGUUCGAAGCCCCUCAUGCUGCUACGUUCGUGAGGCUUAUCGUGGGGAGCGUUUGCACCGGUGUGGCAUUCUGCCCAAACCUUCCGACUCAAUCAUAGCGAAGAAUCUAUUGCUUGUUUGUCAGCCAAGAAUUCAACAUGCUCGUGUUCGUUGUACAGCGCAAUCAUGCCUUCCCCAUGAAUCACGCA
This is a messenger RNA of Musa acuminata AAA Group (dessert banana), 1549 nucleotides long. RefSeq names its product DNA-directed RNA polymerases II, IV and V subunit 3-like. Gene Ontology annotation, molecular function: protein dimerization activity. Bases 52 to 795 code for a protein of 247 amino acids. The transcript has 4 exons. NCBI's taxonomy places the organism in Eukaryota, Viridiplantae, Streptophyta, Magnoliopsida, Zingiberales, Musaceae. Gene Ontology annotation, cellular component: RNA polymerase II, core complex. The record is from RefSeq and is a predicted model, not a curated record. Gene Ontology annotation, biological process: DNA-templated transcription.